AUGGCGUUGCAGUAUGGGAUAGCGGAGUUUUACGACCAGUCGUCGGGGCUUUGGGAAGUCAUUUGGGGCCACCAUAUGCACCAUGGCUUUUACGAUCCGUCCUCCAAUGUUUCCGCCUCCGAUCAUCGAGCUGCCCAGAUCCGAAUGAUCGAAGAGUCGCUCCGUUUCGCUGGGAUUACCGGUUCGUAUUUUCUAUCCAUUUCUGAUCUAUCCGAAGAGUCUUUGCAGCCAUGGGAGAAAAAGCUGCUAAACAGGAUAUGCAAUGCUUAUUAUUUACCCGAGUGGUGUUCUACUUCUGAUUAUGUCAAACUCCUUCAGUCCCUCUCCCUCCUGGAUGUAAAGGCUGCUGAUUGGUCCGAGCACGUUGUCCCGUUCUGGCCAGUGGUGAUACGGUCGGCAUUUACGUGGAAGGGUUUCGUAUCACUGCUACGUAGCGGAUUAAAUACCAUCAAAGGUGCAUUGGUGAUGCCAUUGAUGAUCCAAGCGUACCAGAAGAGUGUGAUCAAGUUCGCCAUCAUUACCUGCCGGAAACCCGAGUAAAUUGCUACGGCGACCGAAUGUUUCAAGUGUGUUGUCUCUGUUGUACUCAGUAUAGGUAUACGGUGGAGGAGGAUGCUACACAACCUGAAACAUCCAUUAUCUCAAGCUUUCAUGAUUCAGCUUCAAAGUCUUUAUUGUUCAUAUUACAAGUGUA
Hibiscus syriacus is the source of this 694-nucleotide messenger RNA. RefSeq names its product tocopherol O-methyltransferase, chloroplastic-like. Gene Ontology annotation, biological process: methylation. Bases 1 to 540 code for a protein of 179 amino acids. Gene Ontology annotation, molecular function: methyltransferase activity. The record is from RefSeq and is a predicted model, not a curated record. Lineage: Eukaryota; Viridiplantae; Streptophyta; Magnoliopsida; Malvales; Malvaceae. The transcript is spliced from 5 exons.